Molecule: messenger RNA, 987 nt
Organism: Perognathus longimembris pacificus (Pacific pocket mouse)
Lineage: Eukaryota; Metazoa; Chordata; Mammalia; Rodentia; Heteromyidae
Exons: 5
Coding region: 1-987 (328 amino acids)
Source: RefSeq, a predicted model, not a curated record
AUGAUUGAUCUGUGUAAGCUUGCCUUUCUUUACCAACCUGUGCUGAUGACCAUGCAGGUUUCUGCUGCCUCAGAGAAUCUGCAGAUGGGCAAAUAUCAACAGCUGCAAGAAGAAAAUAAUUUCCUCAAAGAGCAGUUACAGUCCCUGCAAAGCAAAAACGAUUCACUGGCUGAGGAGAAUACAAAGCUGAAGGAAGACCAAAAACAUCUUACUGAGAGUUGCAAGUGUACCAUAGCUAUGACAGAACAGUACAGAAUAUUCCUCACACAAAAAACGGAAAGCGAAAUAAGUGAACAAGCAGAAAAAGUGUCCAACUUUAUACAGGAGCAGAACAGAGCUCGAGCAUAUCAGGACGCUGUUUGGACAUCGACAGUGCAAGCACAACUAUCUAAAAUCUCCCAGCUAUCAAAUAAAUUACAGGAAUGUGAAAGAAAGAUUAAGAGACUGGAGGAUGAAAAUUGUAAGCUUCAUCUAAGAGUUCAUCUGUGUCAAACAUCGUCUGAAACUUUUACUACCAGGAAUAGCUUAAACAACCCUACUGAGAGAAAUUCUCAGAGUUUUCUGGGACCUCGGACGCAUUUUUCAGCAAGAGAAGACUAUGCGGAUUUGAGCCCAAGACUAAGAUCUGCAUUUGAGAAGUUUGAUGACCUGGACUCUGGUGUCCCCGUCACACUCCUGACCCCCCUUUUUGCUUCCCCCGCUCGUCCUCCUGGUGGGAAGAGCCAUGGAUCCCCAACCCCAGCCCACGAAGCAGCUACCGCAGGCCCGCAGGAGGCAACGCAGGAUCCCAGCAGGGUCGGUCCAGACCCUCAACCAGGACGAGAAGGGAUCUCAGGGAGGACCAGUGGACAGCACGCCAGCCCGGCCAUGCUAGAGGGAGGACCGCAGGGAGGACCGCGAGAGAGGAAGCCAGCUCAGCCUCGGAGGACACGCGCAGGUGCCGUUCUCCAUGCAGAUGGUGCUGUUGUGAAUGAAUCCUCACGCUAA